This is a messenger RNA of Brassicogethes aeneus, 2005 nucleotides long. Lineage: Eukaryota; Metazoa; Arthropoda; Insecta; Coleoptera; Nitidulidae. The record is from the annotation of a GenBank genome assembly.
AAUGACGCUCUGAGAGGACGCUUCGCCAUUUUGUUUCACUCUUUGUAAUUUGUUCGGUGGUGUUGUCUUGAUAUAUUAUUGAAUAAUGGGUGACGACAAAGAUCGUUCAAGGGAACGUUCGAGGAGAGACAGGCCAACUCGGUUCUCGGAGGCAAGCCGGGACCGCAGCCUUGAUCGGGGCAGGGACAGGGGUAGCAUGAAAUCAUCGAAUAACCGAGUGUAUGUAUCAAAUAUCCCUUAUGAAUAUCGUUGGCAGGAUAUGAAAGAUUUGUUUCGAAGUGAAGUUGGGGACGUACAGUUUGUCGAAUUGUUCGUCGACGAUAACGACAAGCCGAAAGGUUGCGGAAUCGUUGAGUUUAGCGAGUCUUCUUCUGUUAAAAAAUGCAUGGAGGUUAUGCAGCGUUUUGAGGUGAAAGGCCGUAAGUUGGUCAUAAGGGAAGACAGCGGUAAUAAGAGAGAUAAACAUGGCAACAUUAUGGGGCCGCGUGGCGGCGGAGGCGGCGGUGGUCGAGAUGAAGGUCGUUAUCGUGAUGAUCGAGAUCGUUUUGAUAAUCAUGGGGGCUCUAUGAGGCAAGACGAUGGCAAAUGGGGCAAUACUUUUGGUCUGAGUAUACAGUUUCUCGAGUCCUUGAAUAUUGAUCCUCCUCUUUCCAACAGGGUCUUUGUUGCCAAUUUGGAAUAUAACAUUGACAAGAAAAAGUUGAAGGAUGUAUUUAGGUUGGCUGGUAAGGUUCAAAGAGUCGAAAUUCCCAUCGAUAAGGACGGUCGCAGUCGCGGUUUUGCCGUGAUCGAGUACGAUCACCCGGUCGAGGCGGUGCAAGCCAUCUCGAUGCUGCAUAACCAAGUUUUGUACGACCGUCACAUGACGGUGCGCAUGGACAGGGCCAACGAGAACGUCAAGUUGCCCGAGGGUCUCAAGUCCAUCGGUAUGGGGUUGGGCACGAACGGCGAGCCGCUGAAAAAUGUGUCGCUGAAUUUGCCGUCGCUCUCGGCGCAGAACCAGGUGGCGCAGGUGGGUGCCGGAAUCCUGGGCGCCGUGCCCAACUCGGCUCUUCAAGUGGCCAACGCCCUUUCGAAUCUUAACAACCCGCUCAGCCAAUUCAGCAAUCAGGCGUCCGUUCUUCAAGCGGCCAACUUAAGUUCAUUGUUAGGUAACGGUCUGUCAAAUACAGAUUUGUCUUUGGCCAGCAGCCUUGUGUCAAAUCCUCUCGUAAAUGUAAACAAUCAGUCGCAGAUGCCGGGCGGCGGCAAUGGCGGUAGUAAUAUGUCCUCGAACAACAUUCAACCAUUCAGUCGGAACGAUAAUAAUUAUCAAAGUAACCAGAAUUCAGGUUACGGUCAGAAUCCGAAUCAGAAUUUCCAAAACAGGGGCACUUUUCAAUCUAGUUUCGAAUCUCAAAAACCAAAUCAAUUCGGUAAUUUUGGUGGUGGUGGCUCAAAUGAUCGAAACAGUAACUUUACCAAUAGUAGUAGUAUGAUGAGGUCAUCGCCGCAAAGCGAUUCGAAAGGGGUGGGCAGUGUCUUCAACCGAAAAGUUUUAGUCAGCAACUUGCCACCGCAUUUGAGUUAUAACAUAUUACAUGAGAAGUUUAGCGAAUUUGGGGACAUUCACUUAUUUGAAGAGAAAGGUGUUGGCAACAUUAUUAUUGAGUUUGCUUCGCAAUGGCAGGCAGAGUCUGCUAUCAGUAUCCUUUCAUUUAAAUGUACAUUUUUGAUUAAUUUCUCUUUUUAUUAUUUCUGUUGAUUAAUAUUUUCUGUCAAACCUGAAUUCUGUUUUUUCGUAUCUUCCUUAACUAAUCUUUUUAGAAAAUCUGCACCGAGCGCGCAUUGACGGAAGGACGAUUGAAGCAAGGCUAUGUUGAGUUGAGUUCAAAUCUUAAAAGUAUUGAUUAGUAUAUGUUUUUAAUUCAAAAUUUUGGACUUGGUUUAAGAACCGUGACUAAUUUUAGACUCAAUGUAAUUUUUUGUGACUAAAUGUUUAUUCCCAAUAAAAUUUAAUUAAGUA